AUGGCACUCCGAAUGGCUGAACGCAAUGACCCAGAAAUCAAGAAGAACUUUGACUCUUCCAUACCCGGCUCCUUCUCAUGGGUAUUCGGGUCGUCUUCUUCUUCUUCGGGUUCGAAUCUUUCAUGGGUCACUGUCUCUUCGUCUUCCCCAGGCGUCCCAGACAGUGACUCUUCUUCAUCUUCAUCCUCAGCUAAAGUCUCAACCUUUGCUUCUUCUAGUGCUUGUGCUUCUGAUUCUUGCUCAGAAUAUCUAUUCCUUGAUUCAAUGGCUUCAAGUUCAUCAUCUUUCCCAAGUUCUUCUAUUUCUUCUACCAGCAAAUGGACGUAUGAUGUUUUCCUGAGUUUCAGUGGUGAGGACACUCGCAAUACUGCUACGGACUUUAUAUAUUAUGCAUUAGUAGAGAAGGGCAUUAACACUUUUAAGGACGAUCAAAAACUUGAGAAAGGAAAAACUAUUAAACCAGAACUCCUUAGAGCGAUCAAAGAAUCCAAAUUUACCAUAGUCAUUCUCUCAGAAAAUUAUGCAUUUUCCACUUGGUGCUUAGAUGAACUUGUAGAGAUCAUUGACUGCGAGACAAAAAAGGAAAUAACAGUUUUCCCUAUUUUUUACAAUGUGGAUCCAUCUGAUGUGCGAAAACAAAUAGGAACUUUUUCACUUGUUAAACAUGAAAAACAUUUCAAGGAGAAGGUGGAAACAUUACAACAAAAAAUUGAAACAUGGAAAGCUGCUUUGAGUCAUGUGGCCGAUCUUGCCGGAUAUCAUGUAAAGAAUAGUCCUCUCUCUACAGCUGUCAAAAGCAUUGCGGGACUAAUAUCACGAAAAUUGUGUCGUGAAUUCUCAGAAGUUACUGAGGGCUUGAUUGGAAUAGAGUCUUCAUUGUUGGAAUUGGAGUCAUAUUUAGCUUUUUGGUUAAAGAAUGAAGUUCGCUUUAUAGGGAUUUGGGCGAUGGGGGAAUGGGGAAGACAACCCUCGCCGAAGUUGCCUAUAAGAUCUCUUAUAGUUUUGGGUUCAUUUUUGUAUAAAAGAAGUGCUGUUGAAUGGGAAAAUGAGUUUGAGAAGCUCAAAGAACAACCCAAGCUAGAUGUUAUCCGAGUACUAAAAAUAAGUUAUGAUGGACUUGAAAGGGACAUAGUUCGUCAAGAGUCCCUUGAGCCUGGGGACCGCAGUAGACUGUGGCUUUAUAAGGAUAUUGAUCAUGUGUUGAAAAACAAUAUGGGAACAAAAAACUUUCAAGCCAUGGAUAUAAAGGGAGCCAAGGAUACAAGUAUUUAUCAUGAAGAAAAAGACACAUGUUGGAGGCCACAAGGGUUAGCUCCAUUGGUGACACUUCAGGGGUGGGUCCUAAACGCUCUAUCUUGGCAAGGGUUAGCUCUAUUGGUUACUCUUUGGGGAUGGGUACAAAGGACUUUAUCUUGGGAAGGUUUCACAUCAUCAAAAAAACCAGAAGGGCUACUUAGGGACCCUAACACCUUUUUGAAGAUGUAUAAUCUUAAAUUUCUGAGAAUUCAUAGUGUUUCGUUGCAACUUGACACUUCACAUUUACCUAAUGGUUUAAGCUAUUUGGAAUGCAAUGAUUAUCCUUUAAAAUCAUUGCAUUCUUUGCCAGCUGGGCUUGGAGAACUUCGUUUGUUGCGUAGCAAACUUAAACUACUUUGGGUAGGAAUGAAGAUUUUUGAAAAUUUAAAGUCCAUCAAUAUGGAUGGCUCCUUGGAGCUAAUUAUCAACCCUGACUUCAAUGGAGUCCCAAAUCUUGAGGAGUUAAUUCUUGCCCGAUGUUCAAAUUUACGCAGGCUUCAUCCAUCCAUUGGCAAACUGAAAAAGCUUAAACUUCUUGAUCUAAAAGGGUGCCUAGAACUAACUAGUCUUCCAGAGAAGUUUGAAGUGGAAUCUCUUGUGACUCUUAAUCUUACUCAUUGUUUAAAAGUCAAGAAAAUUCCUGACACCAUUUGUAGCUUGACAUCGCUUAACAAUCUUUAUCUUUCUGGAUGCUCAAAAUUUGACAAAUUGCCAGAGGACUUGGGGAAUAUCGUAAGUCUAAAGAAGCUUCAUUUGAGUGGAACAACUAUAAAAGAGCUGCCUUCAUCAAUUGAAUGCUUGAUUGGCCUUACUUCAUUGCAUCUAAGAGAUUGCAAAAAAAUUGACAAAUUGCCAAAGGACUUGGGGAAUGUUGUAAGUCUAGAGAUGCUUGAUUUGAGUGGAACAGCUAUAACGGAGCUACCUUUGUCAAUCGAAUUUUUGAUUGGGCUUGGUAGAUUGCAUCUAGAUGGAUGCCCAAAAUUUGUCAACUUGCCAAAGAACUUAGGGAAUCUCAAACAUCUGAAUUGGCUUUGUUUGCAAGGAACAGCAAUAGCAGUUUUGCCAUCAUCUAUUGAAUGUAUGGCUGCCCUUAAGUAUUUAAAACUAGAAGAUUGCAAAAAUCUUGUGUUUCUUCCAAGCACCAUUUGUAAUUUGAAGAAGGUAGAGUGUCUUGAUCUUAUUGGAUGCUCAAAAAUUGCCAACUUGCCGGAGAACCUGGGGAAUAUGGAAAGCCUAAAGUGGCUUUUUUUGGGUGAAACUGCUAUAAAAGAGUUACCUUCCUCCACCAUUCACCUUGAAAAGGUCUGGAGAGUAUCUUUCAAAGGAUGUCAUUUGUCAUCAUCUUCAUUGACUUCUAUGCCAAGAAGUCGCGAGAUAGAUCUCAGUGACUGCCAGCUUUCGGAAAUUCCAAGCGGUAUUGACUGCAUCUCUAUGACGGAGUUAUAUCUAAGGGGAAAUGAUUUCAUUUCCCUUCCUGAAAGCAUCUCCCAAUUCUCUAGGCUAACACAUCUUUACUUGGAUGGUUGCAAAGACCUCCAAUCAAUACCAAAUAUUCCAUCCAAAGUUGAAUUUAUAUGCCUAGACAAUUGUACCUCACUGGGGAGAUUGCCAGGAUCACCAAAUCAUUUCCACUGGUCAUCUUAUAGGAAUUUCACUGUCCAGUGUUUCAACUGCUUCGAAUUGGCUAACAAUAUUCAAAACUUAAGUAACAUGUUUCAGGGAAAUUCCGAAGUGGUUUGA
Quercus robur (English oak) is the source of this 3036-nucleotide messenger RNA. RefSeq names its product disease resistance protein Roq1-like. The transcript has 10 exons. Gene Ontology annotation, biological process: signal transduction; defense response. Bases 1 to 3036 code for a protein of 1011 amino acids. NCBI's taxonomy places the organism in Eukaryota, Viridiplantae, Streptophyta, Magnoliopsida, Fagales, Fagaceae. The record is from RefSeq and is a predicted model, not a curated record.